Messenger RNA from Fusarium redolens, 2901 nucleotides. RefSeq names its product heterokaryon incompatibility protein-domain-containing protein. The record is from RefSeq and is a predicted model, not a curated record. The transcript has 3 exons. The coding region runs from base 27 to 2747 and encodes 906 amino acids. Lineage: Eukaryota; Fungi; Ascomycota; Sordariomycetes; Hypocreales; Nectriaceae.
AUACGUAUGGACUUGCUGGUUACAAAAUGGAAUGGCAUGACACCGAGUGUCGUCGAAUGGAUCCUGUUCCAUUUGACAAUGACCUCUGGACGUGCCAAGCCUGUGGAACAGUUGGUCCUCUCAGAUUCUUUGCUGACUCAAUUGGCAAAUGUGCGACCCCGGAGCUUGCGAGUAACGAUGACGUGCACAAAGAGCCCAUAAAACGUUUGUCGUGGCCAGCAUGUGUCGAAUAUUCUCAAGAAUCAUUCAGUCAAGAUAUUGAAAAGGCUUUGUGCCUCGUGAAAGUCAAUUACCCAAGAGUAGCCACAGGCGUAACUUACCGAGUGGGAGAAGUGAGCGAUGCUUACGGCCGAGAGAUACUCCCUGUAAUUUACCCCAAGUUUACAGAACGCUCGCAAAUCCGGCUUCUGGAGCUCUUACCUGGGCCUCGAGAAAAGGCCCUCGAAGGCCGAUUCCAGGUAGUCGACGUAGAGCAAACGCCAGCCUACCAAGCUUUAUCAUAUACAUGGGCAGAUGGUAACAAUGAUGCUUCCCUGUGUCAGCGCAUAUUUAUCGGCCUUGGCAAUAGAGCUCUGCCCAUCACGCUCAAUUGUCAUCAAGCACUGAGCCGUCUACGUCGCGAGACUGAGUCUUUGCUGAUAUGGGUGGAUUCUAUUUGUAUCAAUCAAUCUGAUCUUAGUGAGAGGUCUGACCAGGUUGCCAUGAUGGGCACUAUCUUCUCACAAGCAACGGAGGUACAUGGAUAUGUGGGCGAAGACCCUGACAGCAUCGAAGGCGGAGAGGUUGGGGCAAUGACCCUCCUCAAAGGUGAAUUCAAGUCCUCCAAACAGCCUUCGAGACAGUUUAACGACAAUGCCGAGGAUGCUUUUGGAAGAUUCUUCAAACGGCCAUUCUUUUCUCGCCUGUGGGUGGUACAAGAAGUCUUACUGGCCCGUUCCAUCAUCCUUCACUGUGGCGAUUCGACUACACCAGUAUCUGGGGACAUGUUUAUCAAAGCAAAGUCACGCAAGGCCGAAGUCCCUUGGUGGCUAACGCAAAUAGGAUGGAUCGGAUCACAUUCAAAGGGCGAUAUGCUGGAACUCCUCUCCGCAACCGCUCUCUGCAAGAUGAGCGAUAUCAGAGAUAAAAUAUUCGGCCUCGUUGGGUUGGCUGAUGGCAAGGAAGCCGAAGUAUUGAAAGCAAAUUACAAGCUGAUGGUACGAGAAGUAUACAUUGGGACUGCCCUGUACCUCAUCCAGCAAAGAAAGCGGCACAACAUCAUUGAACUUGCCGAGUCUAUGACAAACCUCAAACUUCGUUCUAUGUACGGCAUCCCCAGUUGGGUUCCAAUGUGGGAUUUGCAAGAGACUGCCUACAACUCAGUCGACCUAUCGGAGCGAUUGGGCGAGAUAGAGCUUGGCUGGAAAUUGCGUUGGCAUCGGGAUCCUAUUCUCUCGUCACUGACGGGGAACCCUCCCUCUCAUCUAUUCAGAACCGUCCCAUUCCUAACCAACUAUGACAUAGCAGGAAAUAUGAGCCCGACGACGCAAAGCUUCAAGGCUGUAGAUGCUGAGACAGGCUGUCUCAUCACAUCCGGGUAUGAGGUCGCCGUUUUAUAUUACACCAGCUUCAUGUCUGGUGAUGAAAAUGCCACAGUUGACGGCUUGUUUCGUGAGACAAAUUAUCAUAUGCUCAACAACUCCGUUUUCCUUGCCAUCAGCGGGCCCAUGUCAAAGUUCCGAGCCCAACCAGAACGUAUACUGGGGUUGAGUGACCUCCUUGCUUUGGUCAAGAUAUCCGGCUGCAGAAUGCCUUUUCUUGCCAAUAAGCAUAUACAGGAUGGAGAUACCGUCACAUACGAACUUCUUUAUCCAUGUGCCUCGGCUAUCAUCUAUUCGAUGAGCAAGGAUCAUCUUUACAGUAACCAUCCUGAUUUUGACAAAGUCUGCACCCUGGAAGUGUCGUAUCCCCUGACUCUGGAGAUUAUCAAAUUUCUCUAUCACUGGAGGCGCAUGCUCAAGUUGAGAAGCCAACCAUCUGACGUCAAUGAAGCUGAUUGCUCUUCCUUGAAAGACGAAGAAAUUCGUGCCUGGAACUUCUUCAUCAGACAUUCAGUUCUCACUGGUACUCAGGAGGUCUCAACCUUUUCAGGAGAAAGACAAGAGUGGAGGCUUGAACUGGAAUCAAGCCCUGGCUGGAAGACAAAUCGGCAAUCGGUACUAGUGGACAAUUUGCUGUCAGAGCUCGCGGAGCUCAUGAACUUUUGGAGCUCGGAAGCCUUGGAUGCUGUUGAGAAGCUGAUGGAAGAACUGGACAUUUCAAAGACGACUCAGGAAAUAAAGCACUGGCAGAGGACUCUUGGUCGUUUUUCAACACGCUUUUGCGCCCAAGGUUGGAAGGGCGACGCCGAUGCCCAGCGCUCGUUAGCAGAGGCAAAGCUUCGAACAUUGAAGAAAGCGCACGAGUUCCUCUUCAACACUUUCAGUAAACUAUUCCCCACAUGCGCUAAGAAAGAGACAAUGUUUUUGAUCCCGAUGGCGUUUGUUGAGAUUUCUCAGUUAUCGGAGUCGUGGCUGGGAGGUUAUCGAGAUGAGGAAGAAGCGAUUGCGAUCAUGGAUCAGAGGUGGAUGAACUGUACGAGCUUGUUUUCAGUACUGGCUGAGUCUGCGGAACUUCGUGGAGAAGCUAGACGAGUAUUAGAGGGAAGACAAGAGAUGUCGAGAAUGUUUGGCAUUGGGAGGGAAUCUGAAAGGAUCGUGAUCGAAUGAGGCCCAUAUUGGUUUAGCUUUCUACUCUCGAACAAUAUGAUUGGUAGAUGAGCCUAGUUAAAAACGAAAGAUAUUGGAGAGGCGCGGGUGUCUUCCUGAUUGAUCAAGAAAGGAAUAAAUGUGAUGUGUUUAUGCCGCUGCCCUGAAGAUCAGG